Cyprinodon tularosa is the source of this 2912-nucleotide messenger RNA. RefSeq names its product suppression of tumorigenicity 7 like (gene st7l). Gene Ontology annotation, molecular function: protein binding. The coding region runs from base 35 to 1657 and encodes 540 amino acids. The transcript is spliced from 16 exons. The record is from RefSeq and is a predicted model, not a curated record. Lineage: Eukaryota; Metazoa; Chordata; Actinopteri; Cyprinodontiformes; Cyprinodontidae.
AAGAAACAACAUUAUUAGACAUCCGGGGAGAAACAUGGAGGACACCAUCGGCAGUAAUCCCCCAUCUCUCGGAUUUUUAGAGAAAUUGAAGUCCUGGCUCUCCUGGUCAUGGACUUACGUGUGCUUCGUUUGGUUCGGCAUGGUGCUAAUUAUGGUAUAUGUCGUAUGGAGCCCGCUGAAACUGCAGGAAACUCUUACUUCAGCUUCUGUGUUUCUGAACACUCUUACUCCUAAAUUCUACGUGGCCCUCACCGGAACCUCUUCCCUCAUCUCUGGACUUAUCCUUAUAUUUGAGUGGUGGUAUUUUCGCAAGUAUGGAACAUCGUUUAUUGAGCAAGUGUCUGUGAGCCACCUGCGUCCUCUGCUGGGUGGAGUGGAGAGCGGCUCAUCAACCGGUCUCUUCUCAUCUAUUAAUGGAGAGGCAGAGCCCAGACCCAGCGUCUCUGAUUGCAAAGUCUGGAGGAAUCCUUUGAACCUUUUCAGAGGAGCAGAAUACAACAGGUACACUUGGGUGACAGGGAAGGAACCUUUAACCUACUAUGAUAUGAACCUGUCUGCUCAAGACCAUCAGACCUUUUUUACAGGAGAUACUCAACAGUUAAAGCCAGAGGAUGCAGUGAUGCAGAAGGCAUGGAGAGAAAGAAAUCCUCAGGCCAGGAUCAGAGCUGCUUACCAGGCCAUAGAAAUGAACCAUGAAUGUGCUGCUGCAUAUGUGCUUCUAGCAGAAGAAGAAGCUACAACCAUCACAGAAGCUGAACGCCUCUUUAGAAAAGCAUUGGGUUUUGCUGGGAAAGAUAUCAAUCUACUGGUUUACAUUAAACGCAGACUGGCGAUGUGUGCACGCAAAUUGGGCCGGAUCAAAGAAGCAGUAAAAAUGAUGAGAGAUUUAAUGAAAGAGUUCCCAUUGUUGGGAAUGUUAAAUAUACAUGAAAAUCUCCUGGAGGCACUUUUGGAGCUCCAGGCAUAUGCUGAUGUUCAGGCUGUCCUGGCAAAAUAUGAUGACAUCAGUUUGCCAAAAUCAGCCACUAUAUGCUAUACAUCAGCACUGCUGAAAGCACGAGCAGUUUCAGAUAAGUUUUCUCCAGAAGCAGCAUCCAGACGAGGGCUGAGCACAGCAGAGAUGAAUGCUGUGGAGGCGAUACACAGAGCUGUUGAGUUCAAUCCACAUGUGCCAAAGUACUUAUUAGAGAUGAAGAGCCUGAUUAUGCCUCCAGAGCAUAUCUUAAAGAGAGGGGACAGUGAGGCAGUAGCAUACGCUUUCUUCCACCUGCAACACUGGAAGAGAGCAGAAGGAGCCUUAAAUCUGUUACACUGCACCUGGGAAGGCACCUUCCGGAUAAUUCCUUACCCCCUGGAAAAGGGACACCUAUUCUACCCGUACCCAGGAUGUACAGAAACAGCGGAUAGAGAACUACUGCCCUCUUUUCACGAGGUGUCCGUAUACCCAAAGAAAGAGCUUCCCUUCUUCAUACUCUUCACAGCAGGCCUUUGCUCUUUCACUGCAAUGCUGGCCAUGCUCACACAUCAGUUUCCUGAGCUUAUGGGUGUGUUUGCCAAAGCAUUCUUCAGCACACUCUUUGCACCGCUGGGCUUCUUUGCAGACAAAAUGGAAAACUUCAUGCCGUCCAGUUUUUGGCACCAGCUGACUCGGAUCUGAUCUCAUCUUUGUCUCACUCAGUCAUUCACACACACACACCAACACACACACGCUAAAUGAAAACACAUAAACACCAAUCUCACUCAGAAUUCUUGGACAAAAAGUGUUUGUUCUCCUGUCUUCAGCAUUACCGACCACUUGCUGCAUUGUUACUGAUUAUAUUGGCCAAGAUUGUGUCAACAUAGCCAUAGCACUCCUAAGAUGCUCUCUAACGUGGUUCCAGCUGACAGAAGUUUCCUAAAACUGAUUUGGUUUAUAUAGAAGCUAUUCUCCCGUCACCUUAGUGUCAGUAGGACAUCAGACAUCAUUGUUUUCCAUCAAGGAGUCACAGUUGGUACAAAAAGACUAAAACAUGCAUUAUUACUCACUUAGUUAUUGUCAGGGAUAGGUCAAAGGGCAAGUAUAGAAUUUCUCAUAUGAUGCAUCUCAUUACAGAUCCAUAGGAUUUAUCAUCUAGUUUUUUUAAGCUAAUAAUUUAAAAUGGUUGAUUGAUGUACAUUAAAACAUAACAACAGAAGACCUCCUUAAUAUACUCUGAUUUAUCUUUGUUUUUUUGGCAAUCCAAUACCUCAGUGUACCUCAGAAGCAGUUACUAAGACAUGAAUUCAGAGCUAUAUAACUGGGAUGAAUUCCCUUUUUGUGUUAUGAAACAGAUUUUAAAACAAUCAAUCCUCAUAUGUCUAUUUUUUAGACUCUCUCAAAUACUAUUGUAACUUUUUAAGAUUGUUUUGUUACUUUAAUAGUUUAAAACUAAAUAAAAAGUAAUUUAUCCAUUUGUAAAUGCAACCCUUUAGAGCAAUCCCAUUCAAACCUUGAGGAGAAAAGUGCCUUUGUUAGAAUAUUAUGCCACUGAAUACAUCUGAUUUAAAUUAAUCAUAUGUAGGCAGAAGUAUAAACAAACCUAAUAGUUAUGGUUUUGUUUUAGGAUAUUGGAUAAAGUAACAAGUUCUGCAAUGAUUUAAAAUUGUUUUGUGUACUCUUUCUAAAUUGAUUAACCAGCCAUUCAUUCUCUAAACUCGAUCUCCUAUCAUCUCUUGGGUGGAAAUAAUUUAAUUGUAUUUUUAUAUUAACGAUCCCAUACAAUAAUUGUGUUGCAUUCAAGUUGUCAACAUUUAAAAGCUAAUGUCAAAAAAUAUCUGUAUUGUACUGUUGAACUAAAGCGAGGCAUGCUGAGGGCAGGAGAAUGUUUACACAACUGACUACAUUUUAAUGGGUUGAACUGGAAAAACCUACAAUAAAUGUCGCUUUACUGUCA